Molecule: messenger RNA, 1176 nt
Organism: Penicillium alfredii
Lineage: Eukaryota; Fungi; Ascomycota; Eurotiomycetes; Eurotiales; Aspergillaceae
Gene: sitA
Product: TOR signaling pathway phosphatase SitA
Exons: 4
Coding region: 1-1176 (391 amino acids)
Biological process (GO): peptidyl-serine dephosphorylation; G1/S transition of mitotic cell cycle
Cellular component (GO): cytoplasm
Molecular function (GO): protein serine/threonine phosphatase activity
Source: RefSeq, a predicted model, not a curated record
AUGACCGACAGCAAGAUUCCUCAGCCAGGCCCGGCCAAACUCAAACGCAAUGCCGGCCCCGACGAGUGGCUAGAGGCCGCCAAAGAUUGCAAGUAUCUGUCCGAACCACACAUGAAGCAGCUUUGCGAGAUCGUAAAAGAGUAUAUGAUGGAAGAGUCGAACAUUCAACCAGUGUCCACGCCGGUGACCGUCUGCGGUGAUAUCCAUGGCCAAUUCUACGAUCUCCUGGAACUCUUUCGAGUCUCCGGUGGUAUGCCCGAUGGCACGGAACUCGACUCCCCUAAAACCUCGCCCUCGGUGAUCACCUCGGCUGAUAUCGAGCCACCUUUCACAAUCACCGACCCUAAGAUACGCAAGAAGCUCCGAGGACCCGGUGUGAACUCCAACGAUGAAGAGGAAGAGACUGAGUCAAAUCCGAACCAGCGAAGUCGAUCAACAAGCCAGACCUCUGGGGAUCUUCAGAUCAACCGGAACUUUGUGUUUCUGGGAGAUUAUGUCGACCGAGGAUAUUUCAGUCUGGAAACGUUGACCCUGUUGCUGUGUCUCAAGGCCAAGUAUCCUGAUCGAGUCACACUGGUGCGUGGCAACCACGAGUCGCGACAGAUCACACAAGUAUACGGGUUUUAUGAGGAGUGUUUCCAAAAGUACGGAAGUGCUUCGGUGUGGAAAGCGUGUUGUCAGGUCUUUGACUUUAUGACACUCGGGGCUAUUAUCGACGGCAAGGUCCUAUGUGUUCACGGCGGUCUCAGUCCUGAAAUUCGUACGCUCGACCAGGUCCGCGUGGUGGCCCGGGCGCAAGAGAUUCCCCACGAGGGCGCCUUCUGCGAUCUAGUCUGGUCGGAUCCCGAUGAUGUGGAGACAUGGGCAGUUAGCCCUCGAGGAGCAGGCUGGUUAUUCGGCGACCGUGUGGCCGACGAGUUCUGUCAUGUCAACGAUCUCUCGUUGAUUGCCCGUGCCCACCAGCUGGUCAACGAGGGCUACAAAUACCAUUUCAACAACCAAAAUGUCGUCACCGUAUGGAGUGCCCCCAACUACUGCUACCGCUGUGGCAACCUGGCCUCCGUCUGUGAGAUCGGAGAUGACCUCAAACCAACCUUUAAGCUCUUCAGCGCAGUUGGCGACGACCAGCGGCAUGUUCCUACCUCCCGCCCAGGCCGCAGCGAGUACUUUUUGUAA